AUGAGGACAGAUCAAGAUCUACUACACAUUUCACCUCCUGAAAUGGAUAAUGGCAUAGCUGAAUUGUCUCGUAGUGAACUGCAGGACACUUUGCGGCAGUGUGUCAGGAUAGCACAUGAAGAUACACAUGGAACAAAAAUCUACCUGUUGAAGACCAUGAAGCUAGUGGAUAAAAAUAGCAAGCUAAAAUCAGUGCGUCCUAUCCUUGAUGACAUGAGACUGCCACAGGUUGAAGGCAGGCUACAAAAUGCUGAUAUGUCAUAUGAGGAGAAAGAUCAACUCAUACUGCCACCUAACCAUCAUCUCACACGACUAGUUGUGCAAUUAAAGGUGAAUCCCGCACAACAGCUCAUGGGAGACCUACCACAUUCAUAUGUAGAAGCUGUGAGGCCUUUCUUCAGUUGUAGGAUUGAUUACACAGGAUCGUUCUAUGUGAAAACUGGCUCACAGAGAUCCAAAUUAAAGGAAAGGUGCUAUGUUGUCUUGUUUGUGUGCCUGGCUACACGAGCAAUGCAUUUGGAAGUAGUUGGUAAGAUGAUGACUGAAGCAUUCCUGUUGGACUUAAGAAGAUUUAUUUCACGGCGGGGUAGGUGCCAAAACCCGUACAGUGACAAUGGGAAGAAAUUCGUUGGAGCUAGGCAGGAACUUAGCAUGUUACAAGCUGCUGUGAGCAGUGAUUAUGAGCAGACACAGGUGAAAAGCUUUAUGAAUGAACAAGGCAUCGACUGGCACUUCUUUCCUCCUGUGUCACCACGCUUUGGUGGAAUAUGGGUAGCAGGAGUGAAGCCCUUCAAGUACCACUUGCGGCGAAUGAUAGGAACCAUAUGUCCAACUUUCGAAGAGUUGACAACCCUGACUUGCCAUACUGAGGCUCUCACGCCACUGUUGUGCAAUCCUACUGAUCCCCAGGCCCUCAUCCUAGGUUAUUUCCUCAUUUGA
Messenger RNA from Schistocerca nitens (vagrant locust), 939 nucleotides. RefSeq lists its product as uncharacterized. The coding region runs from base 1 to 939 and encodes 312 amino acids. The record is from RefSeq and is a predicted model, not a curated record. Gene Ontology annotation, molecular function: nucleic acid binding. The transcript has 3 exons. Lineage: Eukaryota; Metazoa; Arthropoda; Insecta; Orthoptera; Acrididae.